This is a messenger RNA of Plasmodium cynomolgi strain B, 2019 nucleotides long. Its product is annotated as cathepsin C precursor. Gene Ontology annotation, cellular component: lysosome. The coding region runs from base 1 to 2019 and encodes 672 amino acids. The record is from RefSeq and is a predicted model, not a curated record. Gene Ontology annotation, molecular function: cysteine-type endopeptidase activity. NCBI's taxonomy places the organism in Eukaryota, Apicomplexa, Aconoidasida, Haemosporida, Plasmodiidae. The transcript is spliced from 2 exons.
AUGAGAAGAGCAAGGAACAUCUUAAGCUUCGGCUUAAUUCUGUUGCAUACCCUUUAUGUAAAUCUGACCUCGGCCGAUCUGCCUACUCAUGUAGAGAUUAAAAAUUUGGUGGGGAAAUGGAAAAUUCAGAGGACACAAACAUCUCCAAAAAUAACCACCUGUGGAUCUAACCAACCGAACAACAACAUAUUUAAUGUAAAAAUUACAGAUUAUAAAAAGUAUUUACUGGACAACCACUAUAAGUUUACCUCAGAAUUGUAUGUCAUUCUGUCAGACGACUUUGUACCUUAUGGUGACAUGCACGAUACGACUGGAAAUGAGCAUCGUAAGAACUGGAAGGUACUAGUUGUGUAUGAUGAGCAUAAGAGAAAGAUAGGGACAUGGACCACCAUUUGUGAUGAGGGAUUUGAAAUUAGGUUAGGAAAUGAAACGUACACUGCGUUUAUGCAUUAUGAGCCUACUGGAAAGUGUGGUGAAGCGAAGGAGGAUGAUGCGACUGACACGAAUGGAGAGACGGAUUGCUACGUCACGAAUUUUAAUAAGAUAAGAUUUGGCUGGGUGGAUAUAUCGAACUCGAACAAUGAGAAAUUGUACGGCUGCUUCUACGCGGAGAGGUACCGCGUAUCAGGUGAAUCCGAUAAUGCAUCGAAUACGCAGCUCAACUUUGCCAAUGGAACGAACAUCAACAGUGUGCUGAAAAUGCAUAACUUUUUGCACACUACGCCUGCCGCCACUACUUCAAGCAGCAAUGACAAGCCAACUUUCACCAAGAGGAAGAAUAUGCAUAUUGAUCAGAACAGCGAACUUUAUUGGCAUAAGAUGAAGCAUCAUGGGAAGAAAAAGCCGAUAACGAAAGCUAUGAUUUUGAAUUCGAAGCAGAAGUAUGCAUGUCCCUGCAACAAAGAUGAGCAUGUACAGAACGAUGUGAACAACGGGGGUACUCCGGAUCAGCCCCUGGGAAGUGGCAGUGGGGAAGAUGAGACGAACGAAAUGGACUUAGAAAAUUACGAAGACACGGAGAAGUCCCCUCAUAGGGAACUCGAAAUAGACGAGCUGCCAAAGAACUUCACCUGGGGAGAUCCAUUUAAUAAGAACACAAGAGAGUACGACGUGACUAAUCAGUUAUUGUGUGGGUCCUGUUACAUCGCUUCCCAAAUGUAUGUCUUUAAGAGAAGAAUCGAAAUUGGUCUGACCAAAAAUCUCGACAAAAAGUACCUGAACGAUUUCGACGACCUGUUAUCGAUACAGACGGUUCUUUCAUGUUCUUUCUACGACCAAGGAUGCAAUGGAGGGUACCCUUACCUCGUGGCUAAGAUGGCCAAGCUGCAGGGUAUCCCCCUAGAUAAGGUAUUCCCCUACACGGCCACGACGGAGACCUGUCCGUAUCCUGUCGACCAAAGUGGUGUAACUUCCUUGUCGGGUAGUAACUCCUCCAACACGUCAACGAACAACUUGAGACAAAUAAACGCAGUAAUGUUUGGCACGAAAACAACAAACGAUAUGCAUGACCAUUUUGAAAGUAACAUAAGCGAUGACCCAGACAAAUGGUAUGCAAAGGAUUAUAACUAUAUCGGAGGAUGCUACGGAUGUAACCAAUGUAAUGGAGAAAAAAUCAUGAUGAAUGAAAUUUACAGAAAUGGUCCUAUUGUUGCUUCGUUUGAAGCCACUCCCGAUUUUUAUGAUUAUGCAGAUGGGGUAUACUACGUUAAGGACUUCCCCCAUGCAAGGAGAUGUACUGUGGAUGACACAAAGAGUAACUUCGUUUACAACGUCACGGGAUGGGAAAAGGUGAACCAUGCCAUUGUGCUUGUCGGAUGGGGAGAGGAAGAGAUCGAUGGAACUAUGUACAAGUAUUGGAUUGGCCGAAACAGUUGGGGUAAGGCUUGGGGUAAGGAGGGCUACUUUAAGAUAAUCCGAGGCGUGAACUUUAGCGGUAUUGAGAGCCAGACCCUCUUCAUCGAACCUGACUUUACGCGCGGCGCGGGGAAGAUCCUUCUGGAGAAGCUCAGGAAUGAGUGA